Molecule: messenger RNA, 1138 nt
Organism: Thrips palmi
Lineage: Eukaryota; Metazoa; Arthropoda; Insecta; Thysanoptera; Thripidae
Exons: 2
Coding region: 769-1107 (112 amino acids)
Source: RefSeq, a predicted model, not a curated record
GUCUAAAUUGAAGGUGUAGCUUGGCAAUGGGAGAACAGGCUAGAACGCACUAAACUGUGCUAUCUGCUUCGCAUGCAUCAAAAGUUCCAGUCGAUCACUCAUUCACAAGAAAUUAAAAUAAUUUUGAAAACAAUGUAAAAAGUCUAUUUUUAUCGGGGGUAGCUGAAGUUUUCACUGAAAACGUAAUGGUCGGACACAUAGCCAAAUUAUGGCGUGACAAAGAGUCACGCCUCUUAUUGGCGUGACACAAAAUUCACGCCGAAAAUCGGCGUGACAUGUGAGUCACGCCCUCAUUUGGCGUGAAUGACGACGCUUUUUAUGAGAAAUGUUAUGCCAAAAAGCGGCAUGACAAGAAAUUCACGCCAAAAAUUGGCGUGAAUUUUUGAGUCACGCCGAUUUUUGGCGUGACUUUUCUGUCAUGCCGUUUAGUGGCUUGACACUUCAUUCACGCCCCUACACUGAGAAAAAUCUUCUGCUCCCGGACCAAGCUGACCGUAUGGUCUCCCCCGUUCGGUCCCAGUAACUAGAAUAUGGUGGCACGGGCCAGAAAGGUUAGCACCGAACGCCAGCCUACUUUAGUCCCCAGACCCAAAGUCGUGUGGUUCGGAACAUGGCGCGGUUUUGACGCCGGGAGGCAGCUUCCGGUUCGUGCUCGGGGCGAGACUCGAGUAGUCACCCAUCUCUCGUUUCCGGCUCCAAAGUGUCUCAUUCUCGUCUCGAAACUCUUUCACUAUUUCCGGUCACCUGUUCGUGGCAGCAUCAGGCAGCAUGUCAUCUGUGGCUUGCGACAAAGAUGUCGCAGCGGCUUUGGCCGACUGGGGCUUCGAGCAUCUCCAACAGCACUUUGCCAAACACAAGAUCGUCUUCAAUGCCUUCCUCGUUUUAGACGAAGACACUCUAGAAAUUAUUUUGCCCUCGGCAGAUGACGCUUUCAUGCAGACUUUUAAAUCUAGAGUGUCUGAGCUGGGACCGCUUUCCAAGAGAAAACGAGUGGAUUCGGUGGCAAUUGAAAGCUCUGGUGCCCUAUCAAGGAGUAGGCGUGUUACUUCUACUUCUGCUGGUGAGUACCUGUGCAUUGCUGAUCAGAAAAUAAUUAAAAUAAAUUAAAAUAAAGGUCUCAGAACGCCUAUCGGUUCUC